AUGCCCAGGAGGGCUUCUGUGCAGAAGUCGACCGCGAAACUGUUCUCCAUAUGUGAGAGCAGCUUGAAGGAGUGCGACGGGGAAGGGGAAUGGGACGAGAAGCAUCUGGGAGGAGAGGAGAUGAUGCGAGGAGCAGAAGGAACUGAGAGGAUGCCCGCCAGUCAGCCAGUGGCAACGCUACGUGCAAUAUUUCACCACAUGCUUUCCCAGCCUGAUAGUAUUCUGCUGAUAGUACAGAGUCAACCUCCGCACCACUGCUGCAGCACGACUCAGCUGAGAACCUGUGGUCUUUACACUGGUCACUGUGGUCUGCAUGAAAAUCGUGUACAACUGAAGGUAUGGCUCAUUCACCUCGGGCAAAGGAGUGCAUGUCCCAAUUUUACCACGGCUACAAAUCUACAAAUGGUUGACAGCUUCAAGUACCUUGGCGUUAAUAUUACCAGUGGUCUGUCUUGGACCAACCUCAUUGAUGCGACAGCCGAGAAGGCACACCGACACCUCAACUUCCUUAGGAGACGGAAGAAAUUCAGCAUGUCUCCUAUUACUCUCACCAACUUCUAUAGAAGCUCCAGAGAGAGCACACUGCUGGGUUGCUUCACAGCUUCGUUUGGGAACAGCUUCGCCCAAGACUACAAGAAAUUGCAGGGAGUUGUAGAAGAAGCCCAGUCCGUCACUCAGCGCACAAGGAACCCCGCACUGUGGCGAGGUGCCAGUCAAUUCUUUCAAACGACUAUUGAUCAUUUAAACCUCACGUCUAAUGCUCGCUCUGGUUUCUUUCUUGUUUCACAGAGACGGAAUUGCAGCUUUCCCGAGUCAGACCCGAGCAGCGCAGGGCAGGUUUUGGAAGAGUUUGGGAAUUUGGGUGAGCGGGGGGAGGUGGGCGAGGGUCCCAGUCCUUCAGUGUCCUCGCCCUGUGUAGCGGCGACGGGGCGGUGGGAGAGGGGAACAGGGGGUCCCGAAGGCAGCCAGAGAGAGCGGCCACACGGCGUCGCUUCAAGGGAGCCCAGCAAGUUAGACUCCAGUAAGUUACACGCCCAGGUCCCAGCUACAAGACCACUGUCACAACCAGUAAAAGGCAUCGUGCUCCCAAGUUACAGCUUUCCUAAUCCAAACCAAACUAGUCCCCCGGUAUCUGCAGCGUGUCAGAACCUCGCAGCCUGGGUCGAAGAGAUUUUAAAUACCUACCUGGACACAGUUGAAGAUACAGGUGACAGACUCUACAAGACCCCCGGGUCUGUAGGAUCACCACUCAGUACUUGUGGGCAAGUUUUAGGGGGCGAUUGUGGAUCCACCGGGAUUUUGUUAAGUCACCCCUCGGGUAAAACACCUCCUCCCCAAGUGACAAGGACUAGGUUGGACAUCAUUAUCGCACUGGCCACGGAAGGGGGGCAUGCGGCUGGCUUGGUUUCGGCAGACACGGGUGACGGAGAGAGACGAGGAGGAGCGGGCGAGGCGCAGAUAGAGAUGGCAGAGAGUGGCAGCUUGAACACGGGCAAACCUGCGGAGCCAGUUGCGUCUCCCAGCGCUGAGGAAUGUCGGAGGUAUGUGGCGAAUUUCGAGGAGCCGCCCCUCGCUGGUUUCAAUCAGCUGCAAGCCCCGGGAAGUGACCAGCCCUCGCCGACGCCGCCACCUGUCCGCGGACACAUCUCACCACGUCUCAGCCCCCGGGACCCGGGAUUUAGCCGCUUCCUACCGCAGACGCCCGCUGUCCGGGCUAACAGUAAACCAGAUCUACAGAAGCCGGCCAGCCUGCCUGAGCCCCUACAGCAAGUAGGGGGGUUAAUAGUCAGCUGCAACAAAGUGGAAAGUGAUACCAAGACAAUGAGCACCAACAAUGAAGUAGGUCCUCAAACAGACCAGCACCUAUCCUCUCACGCGCCUUCUCCGACCUCAGGCUUUCCACAUGCUGAAAACAGCACACUGCACCAAAAUGGUGAUGGCGUGGGUGAAAGUGCACGGCAGACAAGUAGCUCCCUGCAGCCAAGCAAAGAAGAUCUGAACAAUAAAAUGAAUAAAGUAUUAAUUAAGGAUGAAAUUAUUGUCAAUGGAAGUGACCCGGCUGAAACGAAGGAAAAUGACCAUCAGAAGGUUGUCCCUUUGUUGUACAGUCCAACAUUGAGUGAUGAUGUGGGGAACCAGAGCAAAGUGGAUUCACUCACCUGUAUCGGGACAAUUGGAUGUGAUCUUACUCAGGAGUCUAUCGAAGAUCCUCAAUGUGAUGAAGCCGAUGCUUUGCAGAAUGCAAAUUCUACUGGACAUACUCAGCAGAUGGAUACUUUGUAUCCACAGAGCCCUGAGCAGAAUGGUCUUUUUGCUGAAGCGGUUACCCCUCCAAGCUAUGAGCACCGUGCAUCUGGAACAUUAAACUUGGAUUCUGUACCACAAUUGGUUGAAAGCUCCCUCUUCAAUCCCCAACAAGAGUCACAACAAAGUGCUCUAAAUUUCCCCACGGACUCCGUGAACGUGCGUGACACUGAAAUGCCAGCACACAAUUCACAAAGUGUGCUUUUGCAAAAGCCUAUGGAGAUCGCAAAAGACAUCAAGUUUGAAAGCUCCUCAGUGGUCAAUGCAGAAUCUCAAGCACAAACACUCAAAUUAGAUGAGAAUAUUGGAGAAGGAAAUAGUGGCCAAGAGCUUCAUCCAUCUGGAAUCCAGCUUAUAGAUAAUCAACUAUCAUUGAAUGAUGUCAUCUUUCAAAAUAGAAUGAAGAAAAGGCUCACAAAUGCCAUAGAUGACCCUGAUAAUCAGUCAGAAAUAGACGGGUUUGUAGACACCAUUCGUAGCCUGGAUGUUCCCAUUCUCUUGAAUCGCAAUAGAAAUUCAAGAGUCCAGAGAUCUCAUUCCCUCAAUUCUCCCAUAUCCACAUUGCCUCCGAUUGAAGAGGAUCAAACUGAUUCAAAGUUUUUUCCGUCAUCACCAAUCACUGAGGGGCCACAGCAGCCAGCAGAGCCUGUGGCCAUUGAUGAAAUACUUCAGGCCAACUCACCCAUUAAGCCAGUUUUGGAAAUUCCUAAAGUGGAUUUCACAAAGAGAUUGAUGAAGAAAGAAAAUCUCACCCCUGGGCAAAUGAUGCUGCAGUUUAAGGAGAAGCCCAAAAUUGUUGUACCUCGUAUUUCUGCAGAGAGCAGCGUAGUCUUCCAAACCUCUCUUUCAGGGAGAAUCAAAGUAGAUGGUACUGCUAAUAAGGAAGACACUGAGGCCCUUAAUGGAGACAGCCUUCGCUCUCGAAUUAGCAAGAGCGUUUUGUUUUCCACAUAUCGGACGCCUCUAGAAUCUUUUUCCAGCAGGUCACUGGACUUCAGCCUGGGAUCAGUGACUAAAAGUCAAGUCAGUGAACCGCCAACAACGAUACAAAACUCUGUGCAGAGAAGUUGGUCACAAGACGAUAUUCCCACAACAACUAUAGCCUUGGAUAAAUUAUCAACACCCAAUUUCCUUGCCAACUCUUCCAAUGGAAGCAUGGAUGCUGGAACGGACAGCCUUCCAUUCAGCAUCUCUGAAAGAUUGCUACCUGGGUACUCUCGCCUGUCAGAUAGUGGAAGGGACCUUCGAACGCAAAAAAUGUCUCAACCUUCGGAAAAAAAACCUGGGAAAUUGACCGCUUUUCCAGAUUCAUGGAAAUCAAAACCAAAAGAACAUGAGCAUAUUAACCCACGGCCAGGCAAGAUCGUCAUUUACGACAAGCAAAACUUUACCGGUGUCAGGAGAGAAAUCAGCUGUGACGUCGCUGAUUGUUCGACUUGGCCGUUUCCAGCCGGCAUCUCGAUAAAGAUUAUUCGUGGAUGCUGGGUGUUAUACGAGGAGCCGGACUAUAAAGGCAAGAAGAUCUUCCUUGCGGAGGAAGACAUAGAAUUGACGGACCCCUGGGCAGAUCAAAUGGAAGAGGAGAUGGUGGAAAAAGAGACUGAAGAGCAGGAGUCCAAGCCACCACCGACCAAACCCAUCGUCAUCGGCUCCCUCAGGAGAGCGGUCAGGGACUACUCAACACCACAAAUAUCGCUGUUCUCGGAGGAUGACGGAGAUGGGAAAAAGUUGACGUUUUAUGGUGAAUCUGAGGAUAUUCGAAUAUUUGGCUACCCACCAAAAAUCACCUCCAUCACCGUGAAUUCUGGACUGUGGUUGGUUUACUCCGAGCCUUUCUUUGAAGGGAAGCAGCAUGCCUUGGAAGUGGGUGGUUACCGCACACUACAGGAAUGGGGAGCAGAGAAAGCACAAGUGGGGUCGCUGAUAUCCCUACAAAUGGGUGGACCCAGAGUGGAGAAUCCGUUUGAAACAAAGCUCAUCAUCUUUGAGCGAGCUUACUUCGGGGGGAAAAGCAGGGAAGUGCAUGGAGAUUCCACAGACUUCCUGUCCCGAUACCCCAACAACGGUGCGCCCCUCUCGAAUGCAGGAUCGAUAAAGGUGUAUGGAGGAAUUUGGGUUGGCUACUCGAAGGAAGGAUUCAGAGGUCACCAGUAUCUCAUGGAGGAGGGCGAGUACUUGGACUGGAGGUCAUGGGGUGGCCAUGACGAGGAUCUCAAGUCACUGCAUGUAAUUCGGGCGGACUUUUCCAACCCGAUGAUCAUUCUGCACCCAGGAAGCAAUUGCGACGGAGAAGAUUCAAUUGAAGCUAUUGCUUCCGUCCCCGAUCUGGAUCAAGAUGAUUCUGGGGAAAUAAUACAAUCCAUUAAUGUACUGAGUGGAGCCUGGGUGGCCUAUGAGGGUGUCAACUAUUCUGGAGCUCAGUACAUAGUGGAGAAAGGACUUUACCGCAAUCUUCAAGAAUGGGGUGCUCAAAACUGUAAGAUCACCUCUCUGCAUCCCAUCCUAUUGGUGGGGGCAAAUGACCAGCACUUCAGCCUAAAGAUCCAGAUCUUCUCGGAGAACAACUUCACUGGACGAUCCUUGGAUAUUGAAGAAAAGAAGAUGGGGAUCCCAAAAGAGUUUAAGCUUCAAUCCUGUAGGGUCCUAAGUGGCAGCUGGGCUCUGUAUGAAGGCCAGGACUACGAUGGAAGAGUCUUUGUGGUUAGUGAAGGAGAGUAUCCAGACCUCCCAUCGAUGGGCAGCAGAAUGACCACCCACAUCCGCUGUGUCAAGGCCAUUCCACAUGUCUUCUCCCAGUCCUUAAUCACUCUGCACGGUUUGGAGAACUUUGAAGGAAAGGAGAUUGAAGUGGACUCGGAAGUGAAGGAUCUUGUCUCCGAUGGUUACAACAAUAUGGUUCUGUCUCUCCAUGUCAUUGGUGGAGUCUGGGUUAUUUAUGAAUACAGCAACUUCCGAGGUCGCCAGGUGCUCCUGGAACCCAUUGAGAUUUCGAACUGGCCAAAGUACAGCAGCUUCACUCGGAUCGGAUCCAUAAUGCCAAUUGCACAGAAACGAGCGUUUUUUAACGUUAAGAACAAAGAGAGCGGCGAUCUGCUGUCGGUACUUCCAAGUGAGGACGACGUGAAGUCUGGGCGUGUCAUCGUUGCUCCUGAGAAUAAGGAACUGGAGCAGCUCUGGUUCUAUGAGAAGGGACUAUUGAAGCCCAAGUUUGCUCCAGAUGUGAGCCUUCAGACAAUCGGCACUCUGACCGACACUGGCAGCAAGGUGGUACUCUGGACAGAGACACGAAUACCUACGCAUUGCUGGACGUUUGAAUUCAGCGGCACUGUCCGCAGCCUCCUGUAUGAAGGAUUUGUGCUCGACAUCAAAGGUGGGAAAUCUUACGAUCGUGACGCUGCGAUGAUUUGCAGAUACGAAGAGCAGAAUCCAAUUCAGCAGUGGGAGAUCCAGAUGUUGUAACAACACAUAAAGCCUUAAGAUCAAAGUACUAGGCUUCUGACUGGAACUAUCUCUCUUUGGCCAUCCUCUCUGCUGCUCUCUCUCUCCCUCCCCAAAGUUGUGUGGUGCCUCGCAGAAGGGAUGGGCAGGAGUUGAUGGGGGACUUGGGGAUCGGAAGAGGAUGAAGUCCAUUUGCCCACAGUUGCCUUCCAUUGGAAAAUAACAGCAACCAGAAAAGAUCUGCACCUGGGAGAUAUUUUAUUCCCACCGUCUAUCCUUGCAGCUUCCAUUGACGUCUCCCUUUCUCAUUCUGCUGUUUAAAGGGAAGAAUCAACACAUUUUUAAAAGAAAUCAUUUUGAAAGAAAUCACUUAGUCGCCGUGUCCUUUUGAUUAUUGAUACAUGGGUAACUGGGCAAGUUCCGCUCAACCUAUUGCCUUGAAGUCACGCAGUGUCUGGUAGAUUGGGUAGGAAUUGAGCCUCAUGUAGACUGUGGGAAGGGUGACAGGUCCCUUUUCUAAAGGGGAUUAUGGAGCCAAAUGGGUUAUGUGAACAUUUGCUGGAGCAUAAAUUAUCACAUUCAAUAAAUUCCACUUCACAAUAAGAUGGUACCAUUGAAUAAUUAGCCCAGUACCAUGGCCUCUGUCUCUGUUUUGUGUGCUGGGACAUAGCCCUGUUGCAUGAACGGAUGGUAUCUCUGGCACAUUGUACAUUGGUGAUGUGACUUCUUAAUAGAAUAUUUAAAAUAACUUUAGACUUUAGAGUUACAGCGUGGAAACAGGCCCUUUGGCCCACCAAGUCCGUGCCGACCAGCGAUCACCCUGUACGCUUGGCGCUAUCCUACAUCCUAGGGAACAUUUACAAUUUUACCAAGCCAAUUGACCUACAAACCUGUACGUCUUUGGAGUGUGGGAGUAAGCCAGAGCACCCAGAGAAAACCCACAUGGUCACAAGGAGAACGUACAAACUCUGUACAAACUGAAUAACCUUUUGUUGUUCAGAUGUUUAUAUCUGCACAGCGCAACUAGAAGGGGGGGUUGUUAUGCUCAAACUGUGUUCAAAUAUUAGUAUCCCACGAGGGUAAUCUCAGAGCCCAAGAUAUCCUCUCUACAAACAACGGACAUCGGAAUAGGUCAAGUGGAGAUCCCACUCUGUAGUAGGGUGUGGGUAUUUAUUCCAUUUCAAGUGGGACUAUAAUUGAUGACAGCUCCUGGAACUGUGCCCAGUGUGAGUGAAAAUUUGUGCUGUGCCCCUCUGAGACUCGGUGCCCAUGAAAUGUAGUCAGUCAGAAAUUAGUGAAUGUGGAAGAUUUGCUGAAUCACGUCUGAUGCUCUUAACAUUAGACCCCUGCCUCAGGCCAGCUGACUUAAUAUAGUUCUGAAUUUAUUUAAGCAAUUCCAAUUUAUAUACGAUUCGUGAUGCUCAAAUAUAUAUGACAAAACAGUGCCUUUUCUGCCUGUUUUAUACAAUGGGGACAAAAAGGAUAUUAACUUUUAUAGAAUUUUGUAGAUGGCAAUACAUUUUAUAAGCAAAUAAACAAUAAUACUUUGUAAAAAUGGAAGAUGCAGUAAAUUUAGUGUCCAACAUAAAAUAUAUUUUUUAAUUUAGUUGUCUGUUUAAUGUAAUUCUAUAAUAAAAUGUGAUAAUGUUCAA
Amblyraja radiata (thorny skate) is the source of this 7394-nucleotide messenger RNA. RefSeq lists its product as uncharacterized. The record is from RefSeq and is a predicted model, not a curated record. The transcript has 23 exons. Bases 1 to 5763 code for a protein of 1920 amino acids. Lineage: Eukaryota; Metazoa; Chordata; Chondrichthyes; Rajiformes; Rajidae.